UAAGAAAAAAGAAAAAAAGUGAAUCCUAUUCCUUGAUUUGCCAUGCAGGCUUUUCGACAUUUUCAACAUUCAGGGAUAAAACCCUUGAACGCUCUGUUUCUGAAAAAGCAGAGACCUUUCAUAUCAAUGGAGGAAAGGGGUGAAUCCUCUGCUUCUGCUUCUGCCAUUCCCUCUGAUCAAAUCUGGGCCAAGCUUGUUCCGUCAGACUCGAGAUAUUCAGAUAUUGUGAUAUGGUCAGACGUGACAGGAAUAUGUUCAGAGAUAUCAGCUACUCCAAGUGUCAAACGUUGCUGGUGCAAAAUAGCAAGGAAUUCUGAUCUGUGUUCUGCCACAAUGGAAAACACGAGUCCAAAUACAAUACUUGUUGAUGGGGCUGUGGUAUGCAAUGAUGAAACCAUUGCUAUCAAGGAUGGAAGUGAAAUUAUCUCAGGCUCUGAUAAAGGAUAUGUCAGCUACAGAUUUCAUAUCAUGUCUAGCCCAGAAACUUGCCAGAGGGAACUAAAGAUAUGUGUGGAUGUUGAGAAUACAAAGUGUAGCAUUUGCUUAAACAUAUGGCACGAUGUUGUUACUACUGGUCCUUGCCUUCAUAAUUUUUGCAAUGGUUGCUUCUCAGAGUGGUCAAGGAGAUCACAGGCAAAAUGUUCAAUUGUACUUUGUCCUCAAUGCAGAGCUGUUGUUCAAUUCGUUAAAAGAAACCCUUUUCUGCGUACCAUUGCUGAGGAUAUUGUAAGAGCUGAUUCUUCGCUAAGACGCUCAGAUGAAGAAAUUGCACUUUUAGAUACUCAUGCAUCAGUACAUACAAAUUUUGCAGAAGGAGUUCCAGGAGCUGAACCUCUGAGUGAGUAUAGAGUGGAGUAUGAUUCAGAGGAGGAGACUGAUUCAGACGAUCAGGAUGAUGAUGAUGAUGAGGAGGAAACUGAUUCAUUUGAUCAGGGUGAUGAGGAGGAGACUGAUUCUUCGCUAAGUCACUCAGAUGAAGAAAUUGCACUUUUAGAUACUCAUGCAUCAGUAAGAACAAACCUUGCAGAAGGAGUUCCAGUAGCUCAGCCAGCAGAGGAGCAACCAAUCCCACCACCACCUACCACUUCCAUGUCCCAGCUGCUACAGGAGCUACAGAAGUUAAGGGCUAAUUCUGAUCAUACGUGUCUGCAGCAGGCCGCCAUCUACAGGGCCUCAUGUGCUAUUUAUGAGUGUCACUACAGGUCAUCUCUGCAGCAAGGGAGCCCAUCUCCCUAUUGUUGGCCUACACCAGAGGAUUUUGCUGCACGUGUUGCAUGGCCUGGGGACAGGCCAACAUUUGAGGAGGGGGUGAGCAGCCAUGGAGCUGGACCUGUGCAUAGGGACCAGGCCAAAGGAUCUGGAGGAGAUGAGGAGGAGGAGACUCAUUCAGAGGAUCAGGACAAUGAGAAGGAGGAGACUGAUUCAGAGGAUUAGGGCGAUGAGGAGGAGGAGGAGACUCAUUCAGAGAGACAGCCGCCAUUACUUAUUUAAUUUUUCCUUGUUUCAGUUUCAGCAAUUGUUAUCUUUAUUGUUUUUAGCUUUUUGGAUGUCUUGGGGAGCAUGUUUUGAGCUCCAACUUUUAUUUCAGCUUUGUACUGACAUUGUGUGACUGGUUUUUCGCCUGAUUUCGUUUUAAGCACUAUUUUUUUUAGCUCU
Messenger RNA from Lotus japonicus, 1656 nucleotides. RefSeq lists its product as uncharacterized. Gene Ontology annotation, cellular component: nucleus. Gene Ontology annotation, molecular function: ubiquitin-protein transferase activity; metal ion binding. NCBI's taxonomy places the organism in Eukaryota, Viridiplantae, Streptophyta, Magnoliopsida, Fabales, Fabaceae. The record is from RefSeq and is a predicted model, not a curated record. The transcript has 9 exons. The coding region runs from base 43 to 1434 and encodes 463 amino acids. Gene Ontology annotation, biological process: mitotic cell cycle checkpoint signaling; protein ubiquitination; ubiquitin-dependent protein catabolic process.